AUUUAUUAAAAAACUUUCGGUAGUUUAGUUAUAAGCAUAAUUUCGGCUUACGGCUUAAAAUUCGAGACGCGGCGUCAAGCAGUCACUUAUAAAAACAAAAAAAAUACAUUGAUACUAAAAUACGUCGCCACUAACUAUUCGACUUACAGAAGAUAAUAAACAACAGUGCAAGUAAAAUUGGCCAUAGAAUUAUUAAACUAAAUUCGAUAACAAGGAAAUUCGAGAUGUUUGUUAAACAAAACGGAACGAGAAAAUAACCUAGAAGAAGAGCUUAAUCGUGAUCAUAUGCGGUGGAAGCUUUUUAAAUGGUAAAAAGAAGCACAAGGACAAAAAACAAAUGGUUUAUUUGUGAAGAUUACGUACACAAUAUGUUUGAGUUCAUUUUCAUUAUUUCUAAAGAGCAACCCUCUAGAUCGGUGCUUCCCAAACUUUUUUGUGCCAUGCCCCACUGUAACAUUUCUAAAAUGUUUAUGCCCCCCAUUACAUAAUUUUUAACAUUAAAAAAUGGAUUUGUUCAAUUAAGAAACAUAAAUUAUAGGUUUUAGAAAGAAACCACUAUGAAAUUGUUAUUAGAACACAGUAAGUAAUAUUUCAAAACAUAUAAUAAAAAGCUGAAAAUAAAAUUCAAAAUAAUUUUAAUACAGAUUUUCUGUAUUAAUUUUGUGCGAGUGCUCCCUCAAUUAUCAAAUUGCCCCCUUGUGGGACGUGGGCCCCACCUUUAGGAAACACCGCGCUAAAUGGAUUUCUAAACCUUAAUAUCAACAUUAAAGGGUCAAGGUAUAUAGUUGAUAAACAGGAAAAAAUAUGCCUGCUGUCUGUAUGUCUGCAUAAAUCUAGAUACAAAUACUUUGUAGCAUGUUUAGGUAACAGCGUGUUGCGGGUGUUACGAUUUGAAAGGUGGGAUAGAUACAAUUCAAUUAGACUUGACCAAGGUGGAUAGCAGUUAUCAUGCAAAUGUCCAUGGGCUUCAGUGUUUGCUUAAGAUCCGGUGCGCCACAAGCUCGUGGACAAUCUCUGCAUUAAAGAAUAGGUAACAGAAAUUUCAACGGGUGCUUACAAUAAAAUAGAGUUAUAACUAUAUCAAUAGAUGGCGCAACUACAAACCCAAGAAAAUGGUUCUAUCGUUGAUCAGCAGGUGGCACUCUAGCAAAAGAUUUCAGAAAAAUUUAAUAGACGUGUAGUGGAGUAAAAAUUCAUUCUAUCAAAUUUAGCACGGAAAGCAAUGUUUGUUUCUUAUUAGAAUAUUUAAUAAAUAAAUAAACCAUAAAACAUUAGUAGAAUGACUUCGAUGGAUUUCAUGAGUUUCUCAAUAAAAGAUUUAAAUGCGAGCUCGAAAUUUUACAAUGUUCUUUUUCCACGCGCACGUUUUAGGAUGUGCGCUUUCGCCUGAAGUUAGUGUUGUUCAAUGUCAACAGUACAAUAUGAGUCAAAAUCGAACGUCCAAAUCUAGUCCAGUCGGCAGAGUGAUCGUUGCCGUUUAGGUAACCCGCGCAUGUAGCGUCCCCGAUGCUACGCCACCUUUAGUUCGAAUAAUGUGGAGACUCUUACAAUUUUAACACUUCAAUGUGACCUCUAACGUAACCUGAAUGGAAUAGUGAUGUGAAUUAGUACAACUGUAGUGCGGUAAAAAUACGCAAAGUUUUUCAAGUCGUUCCCCUUGCGUAGAUUUUUGUAUUAUUCAUAAAACUAUUAUUGAGGAUACCCAUGCCCAUGUAAAUCUAAUAAUUUUUCCUGUACGGUAUAUUACAAAUAAAGAAAAUGUCUAGAAGAAGAAUUAUUGCAAGUGGAGUAGCUGGCGUUGCGGGUGCAGCCUUAGCCGUGUGGGCCUUCUCCGCCGAUGACUCUCCGGUUAACUGGUACUCAGCAGCAACAGUGUCAGCAAAGACCGUACGCAAGAAGCGUCCUCUGCCAACCAGAACAGAACAAGUGGCCAAUCUCCAAGCUGGGCACACGUACGAUUUGCUCAUCAUUGGAGGCGGCGCCACGGGAGUUGGGUGUGCACUCGAUGCAACAACUAGAGGUCUCCGAACAGCCCUAGUAGAAGCAGACGAUUUUGCUAGCGGUACAUCCAGUAGAAGCACGAAGCUCAUCCAUGGCGGAGUCAGGUACCUACAAAAGGCCAUCAUGCAACUCGACUAUGACCAGUACAAGAUGGUUAAAGAGGCUCUGCACGAGCGCGCUAAUAUGCUGGAAGUCGCACCACACUUGACUAGGCCCCUGCCUAUUCUUCUACCAGUAUACAAAUGGUGGCAAGUACCGUAUUAUUGGUUCGGUAUUAAAAUGUACGAUUUCGUUGCCGGCGACAGAAACGUUAAGAAUUCUUAUUAUUUAUCGAAGAAGAAUACUCUUGAGUUGUUUCCAAUGUUGAAAUCGGAUAAUCUAUGCGGAGGAAUUGUCUAUUAUGAUGGACAACAAGACGACGCUCGAAUGAACUUAGCGAUUGCACUGACGGCCGCCCGUCACGGCGCCACCAUUGCUAACCACGUCAGCGUCACCAAACUAUACAAGGUAGCCGGGAAACUGAGCGGAGCUAGACUGAAGGACGAGUUAUCCGGCAAGGAAUGGGACGUGCAAGCAAAGUGCAUUAUCAACGCAACCGGCCCAUUCACGGACAGCAUCAGGAAAAUGGACGAUCCCAAAAUCAAAGAUAUCUGCUGUCCAUCUUCAGGAGUACAUAUUGUGUUACCCGGAUAUUACAGUCCCGAACACAUGGGCCUGCUAGACCCGGCAACAUCCGACGGCCGCGUCAUCUUCUUCUUGCCGUGGCUGAAGGGUACCAUCGCCGGAACAACGGACCUGCCCUGCCAAGUCACCCACAACCCUAAACCCACUGAAGACGAAAUCAUGUUCAUCCUUAGCGAAGUCAAGAACUAUUUGAAUCCGGACGUUGAAGUCCGGCGCGGUGACGUUCUGUCCGCGUGGUCCGGGAUCCGGCCGCUAGUGUCGGACCCGAACAAGCCGGACACGCAGUCCCUGGCGCGGAACCACAUCGUGCACGUGUCGCCGUCCGGCCUCGUCACCAUCGCGGGCGGCAAGUGGACCACGUAUCGGUCCAUGGCCGCCGAGACCAUAGAUGCCGCUGUGGAAAGUGCAAAUCUCAAACCAAUCUUCAGGGACAGUCAGACUGAUGGAUUCUUAAUAGAGGGAGCCCACGGAUGGACUCCUACUAUGUACAUCAGAUUGGUGCAAGAUUUCGGAUUGGAGAUGGAAGUCGCCCAGCAUUUGUCGAAGUCGUACGGGGACAGAGCGUUUGCUGUUGCCAAGAUGGCGACCAUGACCGGGAAGAGAUGGCCAAUCAUCGGCAAGAAAAUACACCCUGAGUUCCCGUAUAUAGACGCUGAGAUUCGGUAUGGAGUCCGUGAAUAUGCCUGUACAGCUAUAGAUAUGAUAGCUAGACGACUUCGUCUCGCCUUCCUCAACGUUCAAGCGGCCGCCGAAGCACUGCCCGUUGUCGUUGACAUCAUGGCCGAGGAACUCAACUGGAACGAGGCUGAAAGGAAGCGUCAAAUUAAAAUGGCAAACGAAUUCCUUGCAAACGAAAUGGGCCAGAUGGUGAACCGAGCUAGUCGCGACAAGAUCCCCAUCAACCUGAGCAAGGAGGAGAUACAGACGUACAUCAAACGCUUCCAGAUCAUAGACAAGGAUCGGAAGGGAUUCGUGUCUAUUAACGACAUUCGGAGGAGUCUUAAGAGUAUGGGAGUGAAACCCAGCGACGCUGAAAUAAGUGCGAUUUUAUCGGAAAUAGACGUGACAUACCACGGACAAAUGGAAAUACAGGAUUACCUUCAGAUGAUGUCGGCCAUUAAAUCUGGUCACGUGGCGUACUCGCGUUUCGCUCGAAUGGCCGAGAUGGAGGAGGAGCAUCAUGAAAGGGAAACCCUGAAAAAGAAGAUCACCGUAGAGAGGAGCGGCGGUGGACUGUAAAUGAAUCUUUAGCGCACUUAGAUCAUCGCACCGUUAUGAACGCUUAACGUGAUUUCACAAACAGCUUAGUAUUAUUAUUUAUUUGUCAAUACGUAAUAAUAACCUUAUGGUAGUUUUUUACGUCCUUUAUUCUAGGUUCCUUGAAGAGAUUGAACAAAGACAUGAGUUUUUUUUGUUGUAAAUUUGUACAUGUUUUAUUUUGUAACUUGCACUCACAUUUACCAAAACGUGAUUGCUUAGUGUGAGUUUUUUAAAUUAAUUUAUUACUAGAAUGUUUUUUGUUGUUGUUUUUUUUGUAAAUAAAAGACAUGUUAAUUUUCGUUGGCGGAAAAUGACAACGACUGUAGAUAAGAUGAACUCGAUCCUAUUCGAUUAUAUUAAAUUAAAUUUACGAUUCUUAAAACGCACUUUUUAGCCAAAUUAUUUAUCACAUUAGAAGAAUUUCAAUGUGACGUAUGGUGUUUCAACCACAAUUGAGCUUGAUACUUAUAAAAACAUACACAUUAAAUCAGAUAAGAAGUUAAUGAAUAAUUUUAAUGUAGAUACUCCUUUCAUGUACGCAAAAUUGGAACGAGACUGCGAAUUUUCGAAAACAAAAUGCUUUAUGUUAUUAACAGAAUUUAUAAUAUACCCAAAAAAGCCACUGCUAACAGAAAAACGAAAGAAAUUAGUGAUUUCGUUCGUACAAACUGCCUUACUGACAUUAAAAACAUACACUUUAAGACAACAUUGCACAUUGUCUUUCUAUGUCACUUUCUACUUCAUGAAUUUGACUAAAUUAUUUGUACCUUUUUUAUAAUAAAUUAUUUUUAACGCAUGAAAAUGAAUCACAUAUGUAACGUGCAAUAAAUUAAAUCAUUAAAGAAAUAA
This is a messenger RNA of Bombyx mori (domestic silkworm), 4794 nucleotides long. RefSeq names its product glycerol-3-phosphate dehydrogenase (gene Gpo1). The record is from RefSeq and is a predicted model, not a curated record. Lineage: Eukaryota; Metazoa; Arthropoda; Insecta; Lepidoptera; Bombycidae. Gene Ontology annotation, molecular function: calcium ion binding; glycerol-3-phosphate dehydrogenase (quinone) activity. Bases 1759 to 3924 code for a protein of 721 amino acids. Gene Ontology annotation, cellular component: mitochondrion; glycerol-3-phosphate dehydrogenase (FAD) complex. Gene Ontology annotation, biological process: glycerol-3-phosphate metabolic process. The transcript has 16 exons.